AUUCAAUCCCCGAUAAAUCUUUCUUUCAUGAUUGGUUCAAUUGAAAGGUAUGUUCUCCUUUAUUGACUUUACCCUCUUGCCUUUUAACUUUCUAGACAUUAUCCUCGUUGUGAUUCAAUGUGAGAAUCUUGAAAAUCUGGUAAAAGCCUAUUUCAUCGUCUUGUUUCUUAAAAGCUUUAAUCUUUACCAAACUUUAUGAUUGUCCAUGAAAAAUCUCAAAUAUAUUGUGGAAUGUAUAAAUUAAUUGAUGGGUUCUUUAUAACGUGGCUUCUGCACCUUGCGGGUUUCAACAAUUCCUUAACCUGCUUUCCUAUCGGGUCUACAUAAUUGCUCUCUAGGUUCACAAAAUUGAGGGCGAAAAGGUUUUUUCGGUAUAAAUGGAUGAUGGGUUUAACGAACGUAUGGCGGCAAUACUGAAAGUCCUUAAAGCCAGAGAAAUUUUCAAAGUGGACAAUAACCCAUGCCGAAUUGAAGAGGGCCUUUAUUUAGGUUCCCUAGGAGCUGCUAAUAUGAGGAGUACUUUGAAAAGCUUAAAAGUCACGCAUAUUUUGAGCAUCACGAGCUCACUUGCCCAGUCUCAUCUUGAUGAUUUUGUGUACAAAACUAUUCAAGUGUCUGAUAAAGCAGAUGCAAAUAUAUCUCAAUAUUUUGAUGAGUGCUUCAAAUUUAUUGACGAAGCUCGAGCAAGAGGAGGUGCUGUUUUGGUUCACUGUUUUGCUGGAAGAUCAAGAAGUGUGACUAUUGUCGUGGCUUAUCUGAUGUUUAAAAAUGGGAAGAGCUUGUCUGAAGCUAUGGGGUACGUGAAGUCGAAAAGAGCAGUGGCAUCUCCAAAUUAUGGUUUUAUGUUACAGUUACAAGAAUACGAAACCUCUCUUCAAGGAAGCAAGAGCCGAGCAGGUUAUGAAUCUCAUAAAAGUGAUGCCCAUGUAUAGAUUUUUUUAGUUUAAUUGNAAAAAAAAGAAGAAAAAGAAAAAAAAAAACAGA
This is a messenger RNA of Striga asiatica, 984 nucleotides long. The record is from the annotation of a GenBank genome assembly. Lineage: Eukaryota; Viridiplantae; Streptophyta; Magnoliopsida; Lamiales; Orobanchaceae.